UAAUAAACAUGGCAGCCGCCAGACGUAUCGGCGUGGAAGUCCCUACGGAAACCACGAACGACGCGUGGCCGAAAUGGAAAAUCGGCCUGGCUGUGGGUGCCCCUAUCGCAGUAGUCCUAGGUGGACUGUGGUAUGUCAGGAAACGCAGACAAAACCAGACCCAAAAGAAGAGAGACGAAAACAAAAGUAAAACCGAGACUACGAAAGCGAAAGCAGCAAAUCCAGCUUCACAAGGCAGUGAAAAGCCUGAAAAGGAGUUGACUCCCAGUGAACAGGCACAGGCAGAAAAAAACAAGGGAAAUAAAUACUUCAAGGGAGGGAAAUAUGACCAGGCCAUUAACUGUUACACCAACGCCAUCAAAAUGUGUCCCCCGGGCGACAAAGAGGCUCUGUCCACGUUUUAUCACAACAGAGCAGCUGCUUACGAAAAACUGAAAAAUACCAAGAUGGUGAUAGAUGACUGUAACGAGGCAUUACGUUUGAAUCCUAAAUACCAGAAGGCUCUGUCACGCAGGGCUUUAGCAUGUGAACAAAGUGGGGACCUAACUCAAGCUUUGGAAGAUGUGACUGCAGUGUGUAUCUUGGAGGGGUUCCAGAACCCCCAGUCUCUGAUGACUGCUGACCGAGUCCUAAAAACUCUUGGACAAACCAAGGCCAAGGAGGCAUUCAAGAAGAAGAAGCCAAUGAUUCCAUCCAGGCAGUUUAUCCGUACUUACUUAAGGUCAUUCCAAAAUGACCCGGUCAUAAAUGCGGCCAAAGCCCUACAGACGCAGCAGAACGGACACUCAGAGGACGACAGUCCCUACCAGGGGGCGCUGCAUAAGCUGGCCGCGGAGGAAUACGAGGGGAUCAUCGACUGCUGCUCCAAGGAAAUCGCAGCCAACACAGACAAAAUGGUGGAGGCGAGGCUCCUAAGGGGAACCAUGUAUUUCCUGUGUAAUCAACAAAAAGAGGCCCUAGAGGACUUCAACCAAGUGUUAGCUGCUGAAACACUAGACAAAAGGGUGAAGGUUAACGCCUUGAUCAAGAGGGGAACUCUGUACAUACAGCAGGAGAAACACACGGAGGGACUGGACGACUUCGCGACGGCCGUCAGAAUUGACCCCGAUAACGUAGAUGUCUACCAUCACCGGGGACAUCACAACAUUCAGUUAGACAGAAUGGAGGAUGCCAUCCGAGAUCUGGAGAAUGCUAUCAGUAAAAGUACAACCUUCGCCCCCUCCCAUGUACAAAAGUCAUUUGCUGGUAAGAUUACAAUAAUCCCCCCUCCCACGUCCAAAAGUCAUUUGCUGUUUGCAAAAUCUCUGGAGCUGGAACCAGAUAAUGCUACAGCGGUCGUACAUAGAGGAUUAUUACAGUUACAAUGGAAACAAAACAUACAGGAAGCCACCUCUAUAAUCAAUAAAGCCAUUGAGCUGGAUCCCAAAUGUGAAUAUGCAUAUGAAGUGUUAGGGACUCUGGAGGUCCAAAAGGGACCUGGUAGUAUGGAGAAAGCCAUUGAGUUGUUUCAGAAAGCAAUAUCUUUGUCCAAGACAGAAUCCGAAAUGGCACAUCUCUUCUCCCUUUCUGAUGCCGCUAAAGCACAGUUAAAUGUCGCAAAGAAACUCGGCAUUAAUUUACCAAGUCUGUCCGGCAUGAACAGCUGAGUGAUUCGUUAGACUGGGACUGAGUGAUCUCCCCUUAGACUGGGAUUGUAACCAUAACAAUACUGUGAUCUUAACUUUCUAACUACUGUAUGAAGACAGUGUGGAGUGAGUCAGUAGGGGAAAAUUACUGUCAGGUUAUUACUGGAGAAGACACAGGACAAUUAGCUUGUUUGCAGUCCAGGUUCUUUAUUGUACAAUUAUGUUAAUCAAAGUGAUUAAACAUUUGUUCCAUUCCAAUUUAGCUUACAUUAUCAGGGUCUUGUUUAGCAAGUGCUUUUUCAAAUUCAUCAUUUCAUCAACAUUUGUGAGGUUUUUUUUGGUAGAGACUAAGCACAGUUUUAUAUUUAAGAAGUUUGAUACAGUAGAAUUAAUAAAUGUCAUAGCAACACA
This is a messenger RNA of Saccostrea cuccullata (small rock oyster), 2036 nucleotides long. RefSeq names its product mitochondrial import receptor subunit TOM70-like. The record is from RefSeq and is a predicted model, not a curated record. Gene Ontology annotation, cellular component: mitochondrial outer membrane. The transcript has 10 exons. NCBI's taxonomy places the organism in Eukaryota, Metazoa, Mollusca, Bivalvia, Ostreida, Ostreidae. Gene Ontology annotation, molecular function: transmembrane protein transporter activity; protein binding. Gene Ontology annotation, biological process: protein insertion into mitochondrial inner membrane; protein import into mitochondrial matrix. Bases 9 to 1646 code for a protein of 545 amino acids.